Messenger RNA from Rotaria sp. Silwood1, 405 nucleotides. The record is from the annotation of a GenBank genome assembly. Lineage: Eukaryota; Metazoa; Rotifera; Eurotatoria; Philodinida; Philodinidae.
AUGCAAAAUGCUAUCGAAGAAACUUGCAAAGAGUUAAAUGGACGUAAAAUUACUGUUAGUGGAGAUGGUACUUGGCAAACACGUGGCUUUUCUAGUUUACAUGGAAUCGUAGAUAUUUUAACUACAGUGCCCAUUGCUAAACGUUCAUCGGAAAAAAAUGCAAUCGUUGCUCUUCAAGAUUCUUAUACAGAUUUGAUAAAACGUAUUGAUGCUGAAUGUUCAAAUCGUCAAAGAAGUUCAAGUACAAUAAUGAAUAAUGAACACGAUAAAGAUAAUCAAUCAAAAAAGAAACAUUCACAAAAACAACAAACAAUUAAAUUAAAUUCUACAAUCGAUGAUUCUUCACCAGAUCAACAACGAAAACAAACAAUUCACGAUGAGAUUAUUCAUCAUAGUCAAAGUUAA